Molecule: messenger RNA, 1351 nt
Organism: Ricinus communis (castor bean)
Lineage: Eukaryota; Viridiplantae; Streptophyta; Magnoliopsida; Malpighiales; Euphorbiaceae
Product: ethylene-responsive transcription factor TINY
Exons: 1
Coding region: 262-1098 (278 amino acids)
Biological process (GO): regulation of DNA-templated transcription
Molecular function (GO): DNA binding; DNA-binding transcription factor activity
Source: RefSeq, a predicted model, not a curated record
UCAUCUCUCUCUUCUAAUCCCAGUUCUAUAUAUAUGCAUAAAGGACAGUGUCCUCUAUAAAUACCCCAGAUACACUCAUCUCUCUUCCUGCAUUUCCUUCUCUAUAUAUGUACACAGGCAUUUCACACAGAACCAAGCAAAAACAAGCAAAUUGGUUUCUGGGUUUCUCAUUUAUAUAUACACACUGAAUAGAACACAAGCUAUACAUACAUAUAUAUAUAUAUAUAGAUAUAGUACUUACAGUAACUCACUAUCACAGCAAUGGCUGACGCCUUACGAGCAAACUCUAAUUCUGAAACUGAGUCUAGCUUUAACUCUUCUUCUUCUUCUUCUUCUUCUCCACCUCCUUCUUCACCUUCCUCAUCCGGGUUAUCCCCAAACCCGGUACGAAAACCCGGCCCGGAAGAAAAUCCCAGAAAACCCAAGAGAGCUAGAGACAGUAGCAACAAGCAUCCUGUGUAUCGAGGGGUCCGAAUGAGGACAUGGGGCAAAUGGGUGUCGGAGAUCCGAGAACCCAGAAAGAAGAAUCGGAUCUGGCUCGGUACUUUCUCAACUCCAGAAAUGGCAGCACGUGCACAUGACGUCGCAGCCUUAAGCAUUAAAGGCAACUCCGCUAUUCUUAACUUCCCUGAACUCGCCGGCACGCUUCCACGACCUGCAUCGAACUCGCCUCGCGACGUACAAGCUGCCGCCGCUAAAGCUGCUUCAAUGGACUUUAACAUUGGCAACGACGACAACAGUAAUAGCAAUAACGAGAACGACAAUAAUCAUAAAACAUCAUCAUCUUCCACGGUGACGCAAUCAUCAUCAUCUUCAAUAACAACAGCAGAAGUAACAUCAACAUCUUCACCGUAUAAUGUAGCCACGCCAGAAGAGCUGAGUCAGAUAGUGGAGUUGCCGAGUCUAGGAACGAGUUUUGAGGAAUCGCCUGAAUUAAGAGACGAGUUCGUUUUUAGCGACGACCCGUGGCUGUAUAAUAAUCCGGCUUGGUACGAAGACUACUGUUGUGGUGGAAACGGGUAUUUUAGUGAUCAAUUAUCAUUAAUGCCAGAAAGUGUGAUUAAUAGUGGUUUUGAGUUUUUUUUAUGGGGAGAUUAGUUUUCUUAAUUAGUGUUUAACCUUUUUGGUGUGUUUUCUCUUUUUUGGAAUUUUGAUAUUGUGAAGCCCUUUUGCAAUUUUUUUUUACUCAUUGAAGGGCUAAAUUAAAAAUACUUUUUCUUACUUCUCAAGGCUUGAUCUUUCUUGUAGACUUUGCUCUUUUGCUCUCCUUUUUCCACUUUAGAUUUCUUUUUUUGGCAGAAACGUCGUUGCUUCUUUUCUCAAAUUGAAUGGUCAAAUUUUAGGUUAAAAA